Molecule: messenger RNA, 1334 nt
Organism: Zeugodacus cucurbitae (melon fly)
Lineage: Eukaryota; Metazoa; Arthropoda; Insecta; Diptera; Tephritidae
Product: lysosomal aspartic protease
Exons: 2
Coding region: 171-1253 (360 amino acids)
Biological process (GO): proteolysis; cell death
Cellular component (GO): lysosome
Molecular function (GO): aspartic-type endopeptidase activity
Source: RefSeq, a predicted model, not a curated record
GGCUCAUCUAUUAUAAAUGUUCUGACAUUUUUGUGUAAAAAUAAAGAAUUUCAAUGAUAAGCAAAAUAUAAAAUGAUAACAAAACCGUUAUAAAAGCGGUUCACCUGAGAUGUACUUUAUAUUUUGUUUCAAUUGUUAAGUGUAACGGUUAGAAGCAAAAGCUAAAAAAAAUGUUGAAAUCAAUUGCAUUACUCGCUUUAUGCGCAACAUUGGCCGCCGCCAAUUUGCAGCGCAUACCGCUCUACAGGAAUCCCAACUUCCAGAGCACACCCGAAAGCGCCGCAGCCGAGGCGGCAAUGGUGCGCGCUAAAUAUGCAUUCGACACAGUUCCCACUACAGGUGACAACUCGAUGGGCCAUGAACCGCUAAUCAAUUUCGCGAACCGUAUAUAUUACGGACAAAUUACGAUCGGCACACCGCCACAGGAGUUCCUUGUGUCCUUCGAUACCGGCUCCUCGAACUUGUGGGUGCCCUCGAUCAAGUGCAGCGCCUGCAGUCAAACCUGUCUGAACCACCAAAAAUACAAUGCUAGCGCAUCCAGCACUUACGUCGCCAAUGGUACCGGAUUCUAUAUGGACUAUAGUCAAGGUGGCGUCAUUGGUUAUCUCUCGGAGGACACUGUACGCGUGGGUGAUAUUGUUGUGGAGAAUCAAGUUUUCGCUGAAAUUCUAACGGAAGUUGAUAACUCUUUCACACAACAAAGUUAUGAUGGUAUCCUGGGUUUGGGUUUCCAAUCGCUCGCCGUCGACGAUGUUACGCCCGUAUUAUCCAACAUGUGGUCCCAAAAAUUAUUGGCACAGGAAGUAUUCUCCUUAUAUUUGGCCACCGACGGCACGUCCCAACAGGGUGGUGAACUUAUAUUGGGUGGUUCAGAUCCAUCACGUUACCAAGGCGACUUGUACUAUGUGAAUCUUUCGAAGAAGAAUCGUUGGCAAAUCAAAAUGAAUAGUGUCUACUUUGGUGAUAGUACACUAUGCAAGGAUGGCUGUGAAGCUGUUGUAGAUACUGGCAGCAGUUUGAUACUUAUGCCUGAUGGUGCUUUCAAACUUUUCAUGGAUGUAUUCUACAACUCCGAACACUUACCGGAUAUGGAAUUCGUGAUUAACGGCAGCAGCUUUACGCUUCCCGCAAAUCUGGUAAAUGUUCAGAAGAGUGGCUCCGAUCACUGGGUUUUGGGCGCUGCAUUUUUGGAGGGCUUCUAUACGGAAUUCGAUAUGGCCAACGAACGCAUUGGAUUUGGUACAUUGGCUUAAUUUGUUUUUAAAUGUUUUUUAGACUGCGUGUGAGUUUAAAUGACGAACUAUUUUAAAUAAACGAUAUAUUUGGCAUAUUAA